Sphaeramia orbicularis (orbiculate cardinalfish) is the source of this 1170-nucleotide messenger RNA. RefSeq names its product adenosine receptor A1. The transcript has 3 exons. Gene Ontology annotation, cellular component: plasma membrane. Gene Ontology annotation, biological process: G protein-coupled receptor signaling pathway. Gene Ontology annotation, molecular function: G protein-coupled receptor activity. Lineage: Eukaryota; Metazoa; Chordata; Actinopteri; Kurtiformes; Apogonidae. Bases 1 to 1170 code for a protein of 389 amino acids. The record is from RefSeq and is a predicted model, not a curated record.
AUGGAAUUCAUGUGGCUGUACUCCCUGUGCCAGUGCAUCCUCUUUGUCUCUGUAAUUGUAGUGAGUGUGAGGUUGUGUAUGGCCGUCAGUGGUGGCGGUACCGUGGCUGGGGUCCAGGAGGGAACCCAGGGUGCCACACAUCAGUCUGGCAGCAUCUCAUUCUGUCUUCGACUGUGCCUGGGCUGGGUAGGGGCUGCUGGGGGUGCAGUGGAAGUACCCGUGAACGUGUUACUGAACCUCCGAUCACCUCAGUGCCUGUACACCUGUAUAACCCUGGUGUGUUGCCCCCUCCUGGUCAGACAGUUUACUAUGUUCUUGUUAAUGCUACUCGUACUGGAUUCCCACCUGCAGCAUCAUUUGGCAGACAGGUACUCCUCGGUGGUAACCCGCCAGCGGGCACUGUGUGUGGUUCUGCUUUGCUGGGUUGGUUCCGUUCUGUCGUCCUUUGCUGAAUUCAUUGGCUCGGAUCUCCUCCACACCUGGAGAAGUAGUGAGACUGGCCUGGAUCCGGGGACAGCUGGUCUUGCUGACUUGGGUGGUAACUGGACAACCUCUAUACCUCGUCCUGCUCCUUCUUCUUUCCCCAAAUAUUAUCAGGACCUCAAAGUUAUUGGAAAGUACCUGCCUUAUGGAGGCUUCCUGUCCAAGUUUUAUGUGGAGGACAUGCACAAUUUCACUUAUGCUGAGAUCCACAGCAGCCACUGGGGAGUGUGUGCCCAUGACACCAUUCUCAGCCCCCAGUUCUUAGUCUAUGUCUAUGGUUCCACUGUGUUCAUACUCCCGUUACUUUGUCUGUUGGUUAUUUAUCUUGACCUGUUAUGCAUGAAGCCCAGGGAAACUCCAUUUACACAUGCAGACCCCUCUAAACAUGACUCACGCUGGCUCCGUUCCUUGGCUUUAUCCAUCUCCCUUUUAGUUCUGUUGUGUUUGCCUAUUCACAUCAUCCAUGCUCUUUUUCUUUUCACCCCUAGUACCAACGUUCCUGCCUGGGUUCAUAGAGUUGCUGUGUUCCUCUUUCAACUAUACAGUCUUGUACCCCCACUUCUCUUCACUCCACCUAAGAAAACAGCAGGGGUUGGUCAGGCAUCUUUCCCUCACUCUGUUGCCCAUCUCCCACCUUGGUCUUCAGCCAAACAUUCCCUUAAAGCCAAAGUGUGUCCAGAAGUCUGA